CAGGCAAUCGGCCUGUAACCCCAAUGUCGAUACGGCCCUGAGGACAUACAUAUUUGUUCAAUCAAGCAGGGAGAAAUGAACUGUCACACGAUCGUCUAAUUAAAUCAUCACCAAAGCUUUCAUGUUACGGACGCUUUUACCCCACCACAUACACCAAGCAGUCGUCCGAAUUGCGAGAAGAAAUUACCUCCACAAGAUGAAGACUUUUUCCAACAUUGAGCUUAUCGACCAAGUAGACUCGUAUCCAUAUGGGCAGGACAAUGCGCAGCCUACUGAGACUCCUGGGUCUGUCUACACCCUCGUCUGGAAUGAUUCGGAGGGCGAGGUGCCUAUCGGGUAUGUCUUGCCAAGGGUGGUGGAAAAGCUGCUCGAGGCACCCGGCAUCUUAAAGGGCGAGAUCCAGGUCAACUCAGAGAAGCGUACCGUUCGCGCCUUUCAAGGACCGACAUUAGAUAGUCGCAGCAAUAUCGCGGCAGAUCUGUCCAGCUAUUGGAGAACCAACGACAUCUUCCCCAUCCUCCGUGGCUGGCGCGACGAGCUGUGGCCUGUUUACGGCCGCCAUGGCGAGCUUCUCUUCGAUAUUGAGAGGACCGCCUCCGGAUUGUUUGGCGUCACGAGAUACGGCGUUCACAUGACGGGCUUUGUGCGCUGUCCAGAUGCGAGUCACGGUAUCAAGAUUUGGGUUCCGCGUCGCUCCCCAACCAAGUCGACGUUCCCCGGAAUGCUGGACAACACGGUGGCUGGUGGGCUGAUGACAGGCGAAGACCCAUUCGAGUGCGUAAUCCGCGAGGCAGACGAGGAAGCUAGCCUGCCGGAGCAGGUGGUUCGCCACCAGGCCAAGCACGUCGGCGGCGUAACGUACAUUUAUAUCACCGAGGCAGAGGCAGGCGAGGAGGGGCUCAUCUAUCCCGAAGUUCAAUGGAUUUAUGAUCUCGAGCUACCCGACGACGUUGUGCCGCAGCCAAAGGACGGCGAGGUGGCCGAGUUCAGCCUCUGCACCGUCGAGGAAGUCCAGGAGGGGUUGGCCAACGGAAAGUGGAAGCCCAACUGUGCGCUGGUCAUUCUCGACUUUUUUAUCCGCCACGGCAUCCUGACCAGAGCCAAUGAACCUGAAUACGAUCAUAUCGUACGAAGAAUCCACCGAAGACUUCCCUUCCCUGGGCCGCAUAACCAGGACCCAUCUUUAGGGGCCAUCAACGGCUGAGCCGACCAGACAGCCGAGGACGGAGGAUAUCGUCAACAGACCAACACGCCGAUUCUGUACUCUUCCUGAACGCCCUCAACUCUGACAACAUCCCAGUUCUCGAUUCUUCUCGGACAUAAUCCGGCUCGGUGGACUUUGUGUCGCCUCAGGUUUCGUGCGCGACCGAAUGGAACGAAGCGAAGCUGCAGGCUGCCCAUUGUAGGCAAUUCCAGCUGGCCCUUCAUCAUUUCUUGAUCAACAGAUAGACGUAGUCGACUCUCAGGGGAGUAAGCUUUUUGUAGGGGCCCUCGAGUGACAUCAAGAGACCGCCAAAGGAGACGUAGGCCUUGCUGUUAUGAGAACAUCGUUAGUUUCCCAAAUCAACAACCACCGAGCAUUCGCCGCGAGCACUAACAUGGUCUGGCCAUCAUCGGCAUCCUCGAACUUGUAAAUCUUUCCGUAGCAGACGUAGUCAAACAUGUCGGCGAGCGUGGGCUCCCGGUCUUGGUUCCCUUUAGUGACGUCCCUCCAUCCCUUCUCGUCGUCCUUGCUCCCGUCGUGGGCUAGGGAAGUAGCCAAGACCACGUGCAGACUGUCAGAAACGGAAGCAGGGAAUAGCUCGAUGUUGAUGUCAAGAGUCAUGAGAGUCUGGUUGUCUGUCGAAGUAGCGGAGAUUCGGGCAACUCGAUCGUACUUGGACUGAUCGUAGUUGGUAACAGUAAAGGACUCUUCGAAGAGGGUCACAUCGCCGCUGCCGGACAUGCUUGCGAGUUGGGUUUCGUACAAUGCCUUCAAGGCAAGAAAUUCGAGGUUCACUGUCGCAGGAGUUCGGAUCUUGAAAGGUACUUAGUAGUUGCCUGCGCAGAAGCUUCAGGUCAAAAUCGGGGAUGCGGGAUACGGCAGGAAGCUCUAGGAAAAAAUCCAAAGAGAUGGACUUAUCCAGCAUAGUAAGCAAUUGAAACCCCAAUGGGGCUGAAGU
Molecule: messenger RNA, 2162 nt
Organism: Colletotrichum destructivum
Lineage: Eukaryota; Fungi; Ascomycota; Sordariomycetes; Glomerellales; Glomerellaceae
Product: Putative NUDIX hydrolase domain-containing protein
Exons: 2
Coding region: 122-1204 (360 amino acids)
Molecular function (GO): 8-oxo-dGDP phosphatase activity
Source: RefSeq, a predicted model, not a curated record